Messenger RNA from Portunus trituberculatus (swimming crab), 4351 nucleotides. Its product is annotated as next to BRCA1 gene 1 protein-like. The transcript has 18 exons. Lineage: Eukaryota; Metazoa; Arthropoda; Malacostraca; Decapoda; Portunidae. The record is from RefSeq and is a predicted model, not a curated record. Gene Ontology annotation, molecular function: ubiquitin binding. Gene Ontology annotation, biological process: macroautophagy. Bases 144 to 4184 code for a protein of 1346 amino acids. Gene Ontology annotation, cellular component: phagophore assembly site.
AAAAACCAGCCUACGUGAUGGGACAGUGUUCCUGCGAGGUUGGUGGCGCAGGUAGUAAAGAAACUUAAUAGUAUAUCUAUUGUGUUUUUACUUCAAAUUUCACGCCUGUCGCGCUUUUCUGAAGCGCUCAGACACAUGCAGCGAUGCAUCCCGUCUCAGGUGGUGCACCGAGGAAGGCAUCAGUCGGGGACAAGACGGUAAAUUGGCGAUCAUCAAGAAAUGACAGGGAGGAGGCGGCGCGGGGAGUAGCCUCCAUGGCGAGCCCUAGCGGCUCUCACAGGACUGAGGCGGAGGCUGUGGUUUUCUCCAUCCAGUUUUACGGCAAGACUAUUGGUGAAGUGGGACUGAUGGAUCAAGACCUGUCACAGCUAGACUGGCAAAGAUUUAAGUCGUACAUAUUUCAGAACUUGCUGAGUAUGAAUAACCAAGAGAACAUAUGCAUUAGCUACAGUGAUGAUGAAGGAGAUAAACUUCCUAUUGAGUCUGAGGAAGAGUACAGAGAGGCACUUAAGGUUGCAAAGAAGAAGGCAGAAGCUCAUGACAAAAUGGUACUGGACCUCACACGGCAAGGAGGCCUCCCUACUGUGUUCUCCAUUGUUUCUUCGGGAAUUAAGCGUGUGAGUUCCUCUCCACCUAAGGAGGGAGGAAUUUCUUUCUUUAAGUCUGCCUCCCCUCCAAAGGACUCCUCAGGCUUCAUGGCAAGGAGCAGUGCACCUGACCGGAGGAUCUUCCCAUCUCUAUUCUCAGCUGAUAGAGGUGAUGAAGAGAUGCCUGGUGUGGGAUCACGACCGAAGAUGGCAAUGAGAGAUAGUGAACAACCUCCAGAAUGGUUCACUACUUAUAUGGAUAAGUUCCGUGAAGAGUUGUGUAACGAUGUGAUCACAAGGCUGGCACACAUGAUGAGGGAUGAGUGUUGUUUUGCCCUUGAGGCUGACAAACAGAAACCUAAAAAUGAACUUUUACAAGCUGAAAUGAAAGAAACACCAUGGAGUUCAAAAAUAGAGAAGGACAUUGUGAAGGAUUAUUCACAACUAUCACAAAUUAAAAUUAAUUAUCCAACUGUCUCUAAUUGGGCAGAGAGUGACCUUCCAACUGACCUCACAACUUUACCACUAGAGAAGGUCAUGGCGGUGAGAAGGCAAAGGAAAUCAUUCAGUUCAGAGAAAAGGAAUAGUUUCCCCAUUACAUUCAAUGAAGUGAAAGGUAAUUUGAAGGAUGCCCAAUCAGGGGCAGAGAACUGUUUGAAAAAGAAAGAUGUGAAAGAGGAUACUAGAAAAGCAGAUGAAGAACCUAAGUCAAAUAUUACUCAGAAGAGAAGUAACUUUGAAUUUGGCUUCAGUGAGCUAAGUGAUAUUACAAAGGAAAAAAAAACAAAUGGAGAUAGCAGUUCAAAGAAGAAGGAAAGAGAUGGAAAAGAAAAUAUAAAGAGUGCUGAUGUUGGAGUUAAACGCAAAAAAAGUAUUAAAGAAGAUGAAAGAUUUACCAAAUGGCUUGAAAAAAUGGAGGAAAAGAUGGCAAGGAAACAAGGAAAGAUGGAGGAGAGAUUUGUAAAGAAGCAUGAGAAAUUGGAAGAAAGACUUGUUAAAAAACAAGAAAAGUUAGCUGAAAGAUUCCAGAAACAACAGGAAAAGGUAGAAAGAAGGAAACCAUCAAGCAACAGACUUCUAGAUGUGGAGAAGAACAUGCGUGCACAGGGGAAAGUACUUGCCAAGAUGGAGGGAUUGAGGAAGAAACAGACAUGUACUUCUGAAGAACUAAGCAAACUGCGCAAAGUGGUGGACAAGCAUCACAAGGCUGCAGACAAACACCAUGAAAUGGACCAACGGCAGCUGAGGCGCUCUGAGCGGAAGGCUACCUAUCUGAAAGCUGGGAAGACUAGGAAAAUAGAUAUUGAUGCCAAGGCCUUCCCAGUUGAUCCAUCCCUCCUGCACAAAGCCCUUCUGGAGUUGGAGUCCUUGGCAGAGGACUCACCCAGUGAGAGCCACUGCUCUGCUACUAUAGGAUAUGAUGCAUUUUAUGUGAGGGAUAUCACCUACCCAGAUGGCUCUCAGGUGCCACCUGGAGCAAGAUUUGAGAAAACAUGGAGGGUGUUGAAUUCUGGAUUGAUGACAUGGAAUGAGAAAACUGAGUUAUGUAAGUGGUCUCAAGUGCAGUUCCAUGGAUCACCUGUGAACUGGAAAUUGAAGCCAUUGGAGAAGAAGGUUGUGUGUCCCCCUUUGAAACCUGGAGAGUGUGGAAACAUUUCCAUUACAUUUAUUUCACCAAAUGAACCAGGUUGGUAUGCUACACACUGGAGGUUCUGCCAGCAGGGCCGUGUGUUUGGGAACCAGAUCUGGUGUGCUGUUCAUGUGAGCAACAGCACUGAUGCUAAUUGUGAGACCCAAACAACAUGUGCUAAUACUGAAGUGGGUCCUGAUGUAGCUCAGGCAACCAUUUCUGAAGAAAGUGAGAAAAAGGAAAGUAUAGAAACAGAGACUUCUGAAGAACAGUCCUCACUCUCUGAAGAGGAUGUUCCAGUUUUUGUGGAUGCCACUAAAGACACCAAUAAGAUGGAAAGUAGUGUAACUAAAUCUACUAUUGCUCCAACCUCUGAUGCCAUCCAUGAAUCCAGUGCUGAGCCUCCCACUCUUGAGCAGCAAGCCUGUCAGUCAUCAGAGUAUGAGGUUGGCAUCAUUGAGAACUAUUAUGAUGCUGAGGAUCCAGCAGAAGAUGAUACUCAGCAUCUGAGUGAGGUUGGUCAGGACAGUACCAGUGAGCCUGAAGCCACAGCAAGAACCAACUUAGACCUGAUUACAUUUGAAGAUGAAGCAGAGAUGGUUCCUUCAAGGUCACCUUCCCCUGAUAUAAUUUCACAUACUCAUUCUGUGAUACCAUUAAAGGACAUGGCCAAGGAGUCUGUUGACUCCUUAAGGGACUUCAUGAAGGUUGCUGGAGAGAAAGAGGAGAAGAAAUCUUGCAAUGUUUCUUCAUCAUAUGGCCUUGAUGAUCUCAGCAUCUCUAGUGGGUCAUUUUCUGACUUAGAUUCAGAUGACCAAGCUAUUCUGAAUGAGUCUGACACAGACAUUUCUGACCAAGAUUAUUUUGUAGUGAGCAUCCCUGAAUGUUUUGAUCUGACACAUCCCUAUUCAGGCAAAGUGAGCAUCAAUCCAUCAGGAGUAUCACAGGGCACAGGAGCUAACCAUGAGGCCGAACGUCACGACACCCCAGACUUUUUGACUGCAGAUGAAGAUGACCGAACGACAACAGCUGCCCAUAAUUGUGUGAAUUACCAGGAUGAAUUGGCAGAUAGCAAUUCAAGUGGUGUGGAAGAUAAUGAAGGCAUCAGCCUUACUGGUACUAUACUGGAAGUACCUCAAUCAUCUGAUAUGACAGUUGAGAAUCCUCAGGCUGCUCAGGAUUUAAAGACAUCAGAUGGUAAAGUAUCUUCCCUGCCUCUUCAUCCCACGGAAACAAAGGGUUUCAUGGACAUUCCCCCUGAGGCUCUGCGUGCAAAUUUGGCUUUAAGUUUGUACAGAGGAAAUAUAAUAAAAACUGAAGCAGAACAACAGCAUCAGCAGCAGCAGCAGCAGCAGCAGCAGCAGCAGGAGUCUGGCCGAGCUACCUGGGGCUCAGGGAGGGAGGAGAGGCAAGAGGUAGUUUGUGAGCAACCAGUCUCAGCUCAGGUGAAAGCUGGAGCAUCACUCCAGAACCAGGGCAAGCCAUCCCACUCUGCCUCUGUUGUGCAGGAAGAGGGCUCUGGUCAGGGAACUCCAACAUCAGCAAGAACACAUGAGCAGCUCAUUGGUGAUGGAGCAGCAGCUCUUCCUGAUGAGUUGGUGAGCAUCAUACCUGAGGACCUGGUGCGUGGUGUGUGGAACACUGCACGCACUUUCAUCACCCGCAUCAAUCAGGAAAUGUUAUCCCCUUCAGCAAAUGGUCCAGGGAAAGAUCUUGAUCAUGAAGAUGAUGCAAGGAGUACCUCACCCCCACAUACAAGCCAAGAUCCUCCACAGCAGGAAGAGGGAAAGGAGGCACCCAGGACAACUACACCUGAGGCAAGGGAGGAGCCCAGCCUUCCACCACCCUUGCAGCAACUGGCAGACAUGGGCUUCAGCAACCAUGAAAUGAAUCAGUGCCUGCUCACCAAGUACAACAAUGAUGUGGCCUGUGCUGUAGCAGAGCUUAUUGUUCUCAAUUGUCAGUGAGCUGUUACUGGUGUCACUGUUUUGUCCAUAUUGUCUUCUGCUGAGGGAUGACAAACUGCAAUAUUACCUGCAUAUUGAUUCUGAAUUUUAACAUAGAUGAAGUGCGAAAUUUUGUUAAAGCACUUGUGCUAAACAUUAUAUUUUUCAUAAAGAUAGAGUGUGAGGUC